Messenger RNA from Rotaria sordida, 1548 nucleotides. Lineage: Eukaryota; Metazoa; Rotifera; Eurotatoria; Philodinida; Philodinidae. The record is from the annotation of a GenBank genome assembly.
AUGAUUCCACCGUUGGUUCUUGAUAUUCAACCACAUCAUAAAAUCUUAGAUAUGUGUGCUGCACCUGGUUCGAAAACUGCUCAAAUAAUUGAAUGUCUUCAUCGUGAUGAAUCAAAUCCAAUUCCAAGUGGUUUUGUUAUUGCUAAUGAUGUUGAUAAUAAACGAUGUUAUACACUUGUUCAUCAAGUUAAACGAUUAGAAAGCCCAUGUUUUGCUAUUAUAAAUCAUGAUGCAUCAAAUUUACCGAAUUUAAAAUUCCGUGAUGGAAAUAUAUCAUUUGAUCGUAUUCUAUGUGAUGUUCCAUGUUCUGGUGAUGGAACACUUCGAAAAAAUCCUGAUCUAUGGAAAAAAUGGAAUCCUGGACAUGCGUUUAGUUUACAAUCAAUACAAUUACGUAUUGCAACACGUGGUAUACAACUUCUUGCACCCGGUGGUCUCAUGGUUUAUUCAACUUGUUCAAUGAAUCCUAUUGAAAAUGAAGCUGUUGUUAGUCAAUUAUUACAAACAUUUCAAGGUCAAAUUUCACUUGUGAAUAUUAGUGAUAAAUUACCAGGUUUACGAACUAUACCUGGCUUAAAAAGUUGGUGUGUCAUAGGAAAAAAUCAAGACAUUUAUAAUUCAUUUGAAGAAGUACCAAAAAAUAUGCAAUCAUUAGCUCGACCAAAUAUGUUUGCACCUUCAAAUGAUAUUCUAGAACAAUUACAUCUUGAACGAUGUAUUCGUGUACUACCACAUCAUCAAGAUACGGGUGCUUUUUUUGUUGCUCUUUUUCGAAAAAUUGACAAAACUCUUGAUUCAUCAUUGUCAACUCAAGAAGAAACAUCUCAAAAACGUCCAGCAGAAGAAAAUGUAUUCAACGAAGAUGGAGCUAAUUUCAAACGUGCUCGAUAUCAUCGUGAAAAUCCAUUUAUUUUCUUUGAAGAAAAAGAUAUAAAGGGAUUUUGGCAAGAAAUUAGUGAAUUCUUUGGUGUUGAUCCAUCAUUUCCAGCAGACCAAUUAAUGACAAGAAUUGCAAGUGAUAGUGGUCGAAAUAUUUAUUUCGUAUCCGAUAGUCUUAAAGAAAUUGUUACAUUAAAUCAAGAUCGUAUUAAAUUUAUUAAUAUGGGUGUUCGUUUACUUGUUCGAACUGAUUUACGUAAUGAUAAAGAUAAGCGUUCAUUAAGACUUUCACAAGAAGGCAUUGCAAUUAUUAAUAAAUAUUUUUCCAAACGACGUAUUCAAUUAGAACAACAAGAUCUAUUAAUAUUAUUAUCACAUGCUCAUACACAAUUUGCUAAUCUAUCACAAUCAGUACAAAAUCAAAUACAAAAUAUAUCCAAUGAUUUAGGCAGUGUAAUUUGUUUAUUUAACAUCAAACAACAUGAUCUUGAUAUACCAAUUAUAUUUGUUUCAUGGCGUGGUCGUAGUUCAUUCCGACCAUUUGUAAGUCAUUCAUCAAGAAAAUUUUAUUUAUCAUUAUGUAAUAUCGAUCAAAUGACAAUUAAUGAUAUUAUUAAUAAAUUAACAAUUGAAGAAAAAACAAACAAUAAAAAAAAUGAUGAUUCAUGA